Molecule: messenger RNA, 459 nt
Organism: Sparassis crispa
Lineage: Eukaryota; Fungi; Basidiomycota; Agaricomycetes; Polyporales; Sparassidaceae
Exons: 2
Coding region: 1-459 (152 amino acids)
Source: RefSeq, a predicted model, not a curated record
AUGAAGCGCUCCGCGCCCUCUCCACCGCUCGCAGCAUCAUCCCUAAAGAGAACGCGUGGUACAAGCAACAAUUUGGACGACAGACCAGCAGAAGGCAUGGCAUCAGGAGACGACGCGCAGAUAUUCGCAGAAACGAUCCUGGACACGGAAUCUGGACUGAGCCUUUCUAACGUAGAAUCGUCGUCGGGUGCUCUCAACAAGAGCCUGCAUAAUAAUAAUGCUGAGGUUGGGAGCUUGGAUGACAUGUCAUCAGGAGAUCAAGCUUCGUCUAUUCAGUCUGGCAUUGAGGAGUCAUUGGCAGGGUUGACUAUCGUGGAUGAUCCCUUCACAGUGAAACAGCAUGAGCUCUUACACGUCUCAACUGCUGCAACUCUACUGGAAGUCAUCUUUGGUCACAUCGAGGUAUACAUCAAGCCUGCAUAUCGCCGUAAUUAUGACAACAUCCUCAAGGAGAUAUGA